Schistocerca nitens (vagrant locust) is the source of this 1164-nucleotide messenger RNA. RefSeq names its product piggyBac transposable element-derived protein 3-like. The transcript has a single exon. NCBI's taxonomy places the organism in Eukaryota, Metazoa, Arthropoda, Insecta, Orthoptera, Acrididae. The record is from RefSeq and is a predicted model, not a curated record. The coding region runs from base 1 to 1164 and encodes 387 amino acids.
AUGGACGUAUUAUUCAUUGACGACAAAGGUCAGAAAAGAGAGUUAGAGGAGGAUGAUAUUCUUACCAUUCUUGAGAUGCCUUCUGGAAGUGAAGAUGAUAUCUCAUCUGAUGACUCAAUUGCUGCCCCAACUGUAAACAUAGACACAAUAGUUAACAAUAUUGAGGAGUAUUGUCCAACAGACUCUGAAUCUGACAACUGUAAUAAUGAAACUUCACAUGUCUCCACAGUCCCAGCACCAGAUUCCUUGCCUCAUAUGCCUAAUCUGAAUGAUAAAUCUGAGUCAUCAAGGAAAAAGCUGAGGAGAGAUCAUGUAACAUGGAAGCUGCGUAGUUUUGAUUUUCCAGUUGUUAAAAAAAUAUUCAAGAGAAACCUCCAUCUACCAGAUGAAGUUUAUGCUUUGGAAACACCAUUUCAAUUCUUCAAAUAUAUGUUUACAUACGGUUUACUGAAUCACAUUGCAGAACAAACAAUAUUAUACAGUGUUGAAAAAGAUCCAACAAAGCCUUAUAAUACGAAUUCUAAAGAUCUUUCAAAACUCAUAGGAAUCUUUAUCUUAUCAUCAGUUAUGUCAUCAAGAAACACUAGGCUGUUUUGGAACCCAGCUGUGGGGUUAUCUGUGAAAUGCGACACAAUGUCAGUGAAUGAAUUUGAGAAAUUGAGGCAGUUUUUGCAUUUCAAUGACAAUAGCAAGGAAAUUCCUCAUGAUCAGCCAAAUUGUGAUAAGCUGCACAAAAUUUGCCCAGUCAUAGAGUCACUAAAGGAGCAGCUUUCCACAAUACCACUAGAAGAGAAUCUUGCAGUAGAUGAGCAGAUGUGUGCAACAAAAUCAAGGCACCAUCUAAAGCAAUACAUGCCUGAUAAGCCACACAAAUGGGGCUACAAAAUUUUCAUGUUGUGUGGUAUAUCUGGCUUCACUUAUGAUUUUGAAAUCUAUACUGGACAGGAAAAUCUUCCAGCACAUCGCUUGCAAGAUGAACCGGAUUUGGGUGCCAGUAGCAAUGUGGUUGUCAGAUUAACACGAUCUAUUCUAAAGCACGUGGGUCAUACGUCGUACUUUGACAACUACUACACAUCCUUACAUCUAAUGACAUUCUUGGCUUCUCAAGGAAUUUUGUUUCUGGGAACUGUUAGGAGAAACAGAAUUCCAGACUGUACCAACUGA